GGUGGGCUGUGUGGUAAGAGGAACAGGAAGAGGGAAGACGAGAGAGAAAAGGUAUCAAGGCAGAGCAGAGAGGGCGAGAGCUUGUCACGUCAGCAUGUGAAACUCUUCUUAGCAGCUUCUUUUUUUGUUUCUUCAUAAAGAUAUUGACAAGACAAGUGUUAAGCUGAAAAUGCUGAGCUCAGUCCGGUUACUUCAACUUGAAGAGAUGAUGGUUUAAAGAGGGAAAGUUCAAAACAUCAAGGAGUUGAAAGGAAGAUUAGUGGACAGCACAGAGAUCAAAGUUGAAAUGGCUGAAGGAGGGCUGCUUGAACCUCUCGUCAUCACUGAAGAGGGAGACAUUUCUGAGGCUGUCACUGUACGGAGCAGCAGCGGGGAGUCGGCUCUCAAAGAGAGAGAGGAACACUCUGGAGGGGACAAGAAUGAAACAGAUGUAGCGAGUGAAAUGUGUUCAGAAGAGCAACAGACCAACACAACGGAGGAAGACGUUUUUUUGAAUGUAGAGAGGAAACCAGAGGAAAGUGAAAAUGUGAAAGAUGGACAAAACAGAGAUGGGAGCGAGCGUGACGGGCAAACACACAAGGUGAUGAAGACUCAUGAAAUACCUGCGACAUGCAGUGGCACAAAGGAUAAAACGGUCGCACAUGUGGAUGUAAAUACUUUAAAUUCCUCUGAGCUCAAACCAGAAGAUACAAAAAAGGCUCAUCGGUUAACCCCUGACUUCCCAGAUGCACUGUUUGAGCUGCUUUGCACCCUCCAGGAGGGGAGAAGGCUCAAUGACCAGCGCUGCUCCUUCAGGCUGGAGAGUGGGAUGGGUAGAAGAAGGUGCCACUCUGAGCCCAACGCCACCAAGCCAGCCAACAGAGUCAUCUUUUCCUCCAUGACUUCACUGCAGAAAGAGGAGUUUUUUGAGUUUGUGGCCACUACUCAAGCCCGUCGGCUGGAUGACCAGAGGGCGCAGCUCGAAAGGUCUCCACCACCAAAGCCAAAAGCCAGAACUUUCAGAGGAAGCAUAAAGCAACUCUCUUUUGUGAAAAAGCCGGAAAAGCUGGCACCAGUUCCCGCACCCAAAGAAGAUCUUUACAAUAUGAUUCUCACGACACAAGCCCAAGGCAGACUGGAGGACCAGCGCAGCAGGGCUCCUGGUCCCAUGGACGAUGAGGACUUCUUCUCCUUGCUGCUGAGGGUCCAGGGGGGACGCAUGGACGAGCAGAGGACUGAACUACCGUGCUUGCUGCAAACCUGAGAUUGUUAAGAAAACAUUGGAGCUGCUGUGGGAGCCAUUCUAGUAUUGUAGCUUUCAUCUGAUUUCCUUUUAAAAGAAGGUUGAUUUAUUUUUCAACCCUUAUGAUGCUUGUUUUUUUUAAUAAGAGAGCUGUUAUCCCUCUUGAUAGUGUUGGGAAUUGAUAAAGCUGUUGAGAUUGUAGCAAAAACGCUAAUGUUUGAGCAACAGAGCUUUAAUGUGACUUAAUGGGUCUUCUUGAUGAGAUUGUGAAGUUUACUGCUAGUUAGCCACUUUUCUGUCCUAGUAAAUAGGAUCGGUAGAUACGCUUUCUUAUCUUACCAAGUUUUGCAUUUCUCUGAAUGUCUGCGAUGAGUGGUUGAAUGGUUUUUGUAUGUGUUCCUGUUCUUGAUGUGAAGUAGGCAGUGUACUGAUCUCUGUUGUUUUCCCUUAUUUGUACAGUAGACAUAAAACAGACUGGGGGUGGUGGUGAGGAAGUAAUAGCUCCAAGGCCACACAAUGCUUGACUGUAUAUGGAUGACUCUCCUCCAGAAAAUAAACACAGUGUGC
Scomber scombrus (Atlantic mackerel) is the source of this 1789-nucleotide messenger RNA. Its product is annotated as G-protein-signaling modulator 1. NCBI's taxonomy places the organism in Eukaryota, Metazoa, Chordata, Actinopteri, Scombriformes, Scombridae. Gene Ontology annotation, biological process: regulation of inflammatory response. The transcript is spliced from 5 exons. The record is from RefSeq and is a predicted model, not a curated record. Gene Ontology annotation, molecular function: protein binding; GTPase regulator activity. The coding region runs from base 287 to 1243 and encodes 318 amino acids.